Messenger RNA from Sclerotinia sclerotiorum 1980 UF-70, 537 nucleotides. RefSeq lists its product with no specific name. The record is from RefSeq and is a predicted model, not a curated record. The transcript has 2 exons. The coding region runs from base 1 to 537 and encodes 178 amino acids. Gene Ontology annotation, molecular function: acyltransferase activity, transferring groups other than amino-acyl groups. NCBI's taxonomy places the organism in Eukaryota, Fungi, Ascomycota, Leotiomycetes, Helotiales, Sclerotiniaceae.
AUGUUACGUAUACGGAAACGCUUUGUUGAAGCCAAUACACGUUGUAUUGUCUCAGUGAGCGACGAAAACGAUGAAUUUUGGUCUGGAAAGCCUGAAUUUCUUGGAUUUUCAAAUUGGACAAGAGUGGGCAAGAGCGAAGCAGCGACCAAGUGGCAAACUGACGGUUUAUUUGCGAAAUUGGAAAGAACAUUAAUAACAACGGAAAUGUGGUAUACCGAAAAUUUCCUUGAUCGCGACCUACCAUGGGAUAAGAUACACCACGUGAGAAACUUGACCGCCGGUAUAUUUGGGUCAAUUCCAGACUAUUUAGAGUUGGCUGGAUUAGCAGUAAGACCUGAGUUUCAUCGUCGCGGUAUUGGUGGAAUGAUGUUGAAAUAUGGAAUUGAUUUAGCUCAAGAGGAACAAGUUCCUAUUUUGCUCCAAGCUUCUCCUGUGGGGACUCGCCUGUACACGAAAUUUGGUUUUCAAGAAAUAAGGAAAACAGAAGUGUUUCCAGAAGUGAUAGUUGUGGCUAUGCAAUUGGAUCCGAAGGACUGA